Messenger RNA from Pomacea canaliculata, 1606 nucleotides. Its product is annotated as 28S ribosomal protein S35, mitochondrial-like. The coding region runs from base 38 to 1165 and encodes 375 amino acids. NCBI's taxonomy places the organism in Eukaryota, Metazoa, Mollusca, Gastropoda, Architaenioglossa, Ampullariidae. Gene Ontology annotation, biological process: mitochondrial translation. Gene Ontology annotation, molecular function: structural constituent of ribosome. The transcript is spliced from 9 exons. The record is from RefSeq and is a predicted model, not a curated record. Gene Ontology annotation, cellular component: mitochondrial small ribosomal subunit.
GGCCACAACCGGAAGUAGCUUGCGACUCAAGAACAACAUGGCCGUGUGUGUGCAAAGCAUGUCAUACUUCAGCUGGAAACGAUUAUGUAUAAACUCAUUUCGACCAGCAUGUUUUUUUGACAGCCGAACACAGACGCGUACUUUUUCUCGGACGUCACCUUCAUAUGUGAGAAAUCGACAAGAAAAGAGCUUGAAGCAAGCUGAAGAAGAGUUUCGCACAUUUGAGAUAGCUGGUCUUAAGCCCAAGAGUGAAUCCAAGCGUGUACUUAAGAAGAAAAGGCCAGUACCACCUCCUCGCUUUCAGCAGAUGCCAACAGAUCAAGACUGGACCAAUGUGUGGCCUGCAGCAACAACUUUCAAGUGGUCUGUGGUUCCCCUUCCUGUCCGUCAGGGUUUGGUCCAGACAAUAACAGAAAAUGAUGGCGUUACUCCUUCGAAAUAUGCCAAUGCAGAGUUGAUGAAGAUCCCAAACUUCCUGCACUUGACUCCAGCUCAUGUGAAGAAGCACUGCACAGCAUUGCGAGAGUUUUGCACUGAGUGGCCAAAAGGUCUGGAGACAGAUGAAAAUUGUCGGAAGCAUUUCCCAGUGGAAGUAGAAUCAAGCGAUUAUAUUUUCUCUGGGCCAUCAAUUCGAGACCCCCGAGCACGGACAGUUACAGUAAAGAUUCAUCUUGAUGAUCUUAAAUUGGACUACCAUGCAAAAGACAAGUUUCUGCGACUAGUUGGAGAUCGUUACAACAAAGAAACAGAUGAAGUAGUGUUUACCACAGAUAGGUGUCCAGUUAAAAAGCAGAACUUUGACUAUGCAAUGUAUCUCCUUACUGCUGUUUACCAUGAAUCUUGGAAACGUGAGAAAUGGGAAGACGAAAAGAGUGAAGAAGAUAUGGAAAGGUAUUUCUGGGACAUCAGUAAAUCCAGGAAGACUUUAGUCAGUUUACUGCAGACAAUCAAGUCCAUUGAUAAAAAAAGUAGCGCUCCAGAACAUCUGAAGCUCCAGUAUCUUCCAGAUGAUGUUUCCGAGGACAGUCUGGUGGCCCAAAAAGAGGUGAAGCAGUAUAGAGAUGCAGUUUCCGAUAUGCUGAAUGGUUCAGAGGACGAGGAAUCUCUCCAGCGAUAUGGGAAUAGUGUGCGAAAACUUUUAAAUAUAAAGGGUAAUACACUUUGAGAUCUCAAGGGAGAUAGGCAUGUUGGUUUGAGCAUAUGGUGAAUAAAAGUGUAGAUGUAUGUACAUUCAGCAUUGCAGUGUCGCUUCUGUACAGAGUUUUUUUAGUCAAUCACUGCUUUUGGUCUAUUGGGAAGAAGCAUUUUGUGUUAAGAACAGUUUAAAUAUUAAGAUAACCAUAUGGAGAUGUUACAGAAACAGUUCUUAGGUGAGCAAUGCAGCACUGUAUUUCUUGUGGGUUUUUUUUUUUUUCCCCUGAUACUAUUUUAGCAAAGCAUACAGUUAUUCUCUGUUCUGCUUGUUUAUGGUAACAAAAUGAUAUCACCAAUCAGUUCUUUACAAAAGCAGAUGAGAUUAUUGCGAAAAGGCAAGGUGCUGAAGCAUGUGAAAAAUGCUUGUGUGGUGUGUGCAUUAAUACAGUUAUUAAAUUUGAUAAACAAGCAG